This is a messenger RNA of Mytilinidion resinicola, 609 nucleotides long. RefSeq lists its product as uncharacterized. The transcript has a single exon. The record is from RefSeq and is a predicted model, not a curated record. Bases 171 to 512 code for a protein of 113 amino acids. Lineage: Eukaryota; Fungi; Ascomycota; Dothideomycetes; Mytilinidiales; Mytilinidiaceae.
AAAUUGGCUGAACGCUUGCUUUCUUGUCGUAAACUUCAUUUCAUAUGUUGUAGCUUGCACCUUGCAAAUCUUUUUUUUAUUUCUUUUGUAACGGUCAUGAGAUCUAGGUAUCAGGAUUAGGAAAAGGGUAACACUAAGGCACGGAUAUCUGGAAACGGUCACUGCACUGUAUGGACAAUGGGUUACGGGUCAUGGGUAUGGUAUCGGCAUGGAUCAUGGGCUACGGUGCAAAAGGGCGAAAACUCCUGGCAUGGAGUAUGUCGGUUACAGGUAUACCGGCUCCUUUACUUGUUUUCAGUCCACGUUUCCUGCGUCGACCUGUAAUGUUUUGUCGUGAUGGUCAGCCACACGGAUCGGCCGCGCGAUGGGGUCAGCGAUGGGGAUUUGGACGAUGCUUUGUAACGUCGGUGAAAGAGGUGGAGGAGGCCUGCAUAGAGCAACAUGGGAUGAGGGCGAGAAGAGAUGGACACUGGAUGAGUGCAUUAAUGACGGCGGCAGUGUGCUGUGUAUGAUUACAGUUUCCUAUCAAAAGCAUCUAUGUAGUUUGACGAAUGCAGGCGGCCCUCUUCCUUGAACCAUCCUGGAUCUGACUGUAAUGUGCAUGGUUGG